GCGCGACUCGACUUCAUCGUACAACAAACGCGACAGAGCCGGGAGCUGUAUUGAGUGCCGGGAAAGGGCUACUUGCUGGCAGUCUCACAUGUCGACGCAUGGCUCUUCUGCUUUCUAUGCAAUAUCAUUGCUACCGCCAUCGCAACAAGCAUGUCCGCCAAUAAUCGGGCAUUUCUCAGGCCUGAAACAACAAGAGGUCAUUGUUGCGACAGGAGCAACACUAACGGUGUACAAGGUCGAUAACAACACUGGAAAACUCGUCAAAUUAGCGAGUCAUGAGGCAUUUGGCAUCCUGCGAACCAUGGCAGCUUUUCGAUUGACGGGUUCGAGCAAGGACUACGUCUUACUCUGCUCAGACUCGGGUCGUCUCUCUGUCCUUGAAUAUCGACCCGACAAGGCGUGCUUCACCAAGAUACAUCAAGAAACAUACGGUAAGUCAGGUGUACGGCGAGUUGUACCUGGCGAAUUCAUGGCAGUGGAUCCGAAAGGACGUGCAGUCUUCAUUGCGAGCGUCGAGAAGAACAAGCUGGUCUAUGUGCUUAAUCGAGAUGCUGCUGCUAAUGUCACCAUAUCAUCGCCACUAGAAGCACUGUCGCCAGGAUCCUUGCUAUUUCACUCCGUGGCGCUCGAUGUCGGCUACGACAAUCCGGUCUUUGCCACAAUCGAGGUCAACUAUAGCGACUCAGACCAAGAUCCUACUGGCAGGGCGUAUGAAGAAGUGCAAAAAACCUUGACGUACUACGAGCUCGAUCUGGGUUUGAACCAUGUUGUGCGUGAAUGGACUGAGAUUAUCAAUCGUCAUGCAAACAUGUUGAUUGCGGUUCCUGGUGGGUACGACGGCCCUAGUGGCGUGCUGGUCUGUGCACCUGAUGAAAUUGUUUACAUGCACAAAGGCCGUCCUUCAAGAAGAGUACCGAUACCGCAUCGUCGCGGUUUGCUUGAAGAUCCGGACCGGCAGCGUAGAAUCGUGGCGCACGUUACACAACUCUUGAAGGGCUCUUUCUUCCUCCUUGUACAGACAGAGGACGGCGACCUCUUCAAGCUCUCAAUUGAUCAUUUCGAAGGAGAUGUCACAUCUAUGAGAAUAAAAUAUUUUGAUACAGUGCCCGUUGCAACAGGCCUGACAUUCUUCAAGUCGGGCUAUCUGCUUGUGGCGAGCGAAUUUGGCAACAGCCAGCUGUAUCAGAUCGAAAGGUUAGGCGACGAUGAUGACGAGCCAGAGUUCACGGAGACCUCAAAGCAUGCUUCCUUUCAACCCACAGCUCUCACAAACUUUACGCUGGUUGACGAAAUUGAGUGCUUCAACCCUAUCCUUGAUGCUAAAGUGCUCAAUCUCACUCAAGAAGACGCACCACAGAUCUACGCAGCUUGCGGCCGUGGUGCACGAUCAAGCUUUAAGACAAUUCGCAAUGGUCUGGAAGUCAGUGAGCUCGUUGCCAGCGAAUUGCCCGGCAAGCCGACUGCUAUAUGGACCACACAGUUGGCUAGAGAAGAUGCCCAUGAUGCAUACAUUGUCUUGUCAUUUACUGAUGGCACACUCGUGCUUUCCAUUGGUGAAACGGUCGAGGAAUUAACGGAGACUGGAUUCUUGACAUCAGCGCCUACUCUUGCAGUACAGCAACUUGGCGAAGAUGCGCUCAUUCAAGUACAUCCGAAAGGCAUCAGACACGUCCAGCGUGAUUUGCGCGUCAAUGAAUGGCACGCACCUGCACGGCGUACCAUCGUUCAGGCAACGACGAACAAUCGGCAAGUCGUGGUGGCCCUGAGCUCCGGAGAGCUCGUUUACUUUGAGCUUGAUGAAGAUGGCCAGCUCAAUGAAUACCAGGAGAAGAAAGAGAUGAGCGGUGGUGUCACAGCGCUAGCGAUUGGCGCUGUGCCUGAAGGUCGGCAACGAAAUCCAGUGCUUGCUGUGGCGUGUGAUGACUCGACUGUUCGAAUCAUCUCUCUGGAUCCAGACAAUACUCUGGAAUCGCUCAGUGUACAAGCUUUAACUGCGCCUGCUAGUGCACUAUGUAUGGUGAGUAUGGACGAUGGACAUGCGACAACAGUCUACCUCCACAUCGGAUUGCAAAAUGGCAUCUACUUGCGCACAUCGCUGGACUCGACGGGUCAGCUGACAGACACUCGAACCCGCUUUUUAGGUUCAAAGCCAGUAAAGCUGUUCAAUGUGAAGGUGCAAGAGCAGGCUGCAGUCUUGGCCCUCUCGUCACGCCCGUGGCUCGGGUACAUCUGGAAUUCUGCAAUGCAAUUGACGCCCUUGCAGUACGAGAAUAUUGACUUUGCAGCACCAUUCUCGAGCGACCAGUGUCCAGAAGGGCUCGUUGGUAUCAAGGGUCCAUCUCUCAGGAUUUUCACGAUCGAUAACCUUGGCAAUAAGAUGCGUGCUGAAUCUCAUCCUCUCAGCUAUACGCCACGCAAGUUUGUCCAGCAUCCAAAUCAAGCCCUCUUCUACAUCCUGGAAGCCGAUCAUCAUGCCAUGUCGGCAGACAAGCGCAGCAAAGCGAUAUCAGAGAAACAGAAUGGCAGCGAGCAUCAAUCAUUCCUUCCCGAACAUGGACUUCCCUGGGCUGCGAACGGCUGCUGGGCGUCGUGUAUCAGGAUCUUCGAUCCCAGCAAGCAGGAAGAUGUGUCGCUUCUCGAACUUGAAGAUGACAUUGCUGCUUUCUGUGCCUGCAUAGUCACUUUCGCCUCCCGCGGCAACGAGCUCUUCCUGGCCGUUGGGGCUGCUCAGGGCGCCGAGUUGAUGCCAAAGUCAUGCAAACAAGCAUACUUGCUGAUUUAUCGAAUAGUAGACGAUGGCAGAGCACUAGAACUUGUCCACAAGACGGAAACGAGUGAUAUCCCUUUAGCACUUUGCGCGUUCCAAGGCAAGCUCUUGGUCGGUCUGGGCGGAGUCUUGCGCCUAUAUGACAUCGGUCUGAAGCGUUGCCUUCGCAAAUCAGAGACUGAAGUUACAUCCAAUAGUAUCAUUGGACUGGAAACGCAAGGCGACCGCAUCGUCAUUUCUGACAAUGUCGAGGCUGUCACGCUGGCAGUCUACAAGCAUAACGACAACAAGAUCAUUUGCUUUGCAAACGACACCUUGCCACGAUGGACCACGGCAUCCACUAUGGUGGACUAUGACACUAUUGCUGGAGGCGACCGGUUUGGCAACCUUUGGAUCGUGCGUGUGCCCAAGAAUGUCUCUGAGCUUAGUGACAAUGACACCACGGGCAAUACGCUCAUACAUGAACGGCCGUACUUGCAGGGAGCGGCGCAUCGCCUUGACACCUUGGCUCACUAUCAUAUCGGCGAUAUUCCCACGUCCAUCUCAAAGACUCAGCUUGUAGCAGGUGGCCGCUCUGUCUUGGUCAUUACUGGCAUCAUGGGUAGCAUCUCACUGCUGAUUCCAUUCGUUGCAAAGGAAGAUGCAGAAUUUUUUGCAGCACUAGAGACAAAUCUCAGAACUGAAGAUGAGCCGCUUGCUGGGCGCGACCACAUGAUGUAUCGCGGGUACUAUGCGCCUCCCAAGUCGGUGAUUGACGGUGACCUCUGCGAACGUUAUGCCUUGCUCUCCAUCACGAAGCAGCGUAUGAUUGCAGGAGAGCUUGAUCGCGAUGUCGCUGAAGUGAAGAGUAAAAUCGAGAAUCAGCGUAUCCGAUUUUCCUAGUCUAGUGAGAUGUUGAUGCUGUAUACAAGUAGAAAUGUAAUGCAUGAGGCAACUGCACUCC
Messenger RNA from Protomyces lactucae-debilis, 3710 nucleotides. RefSeq names its product CPSF A subunit region-domain-containing protein. Gene Ontology annotation, cellular component: nucleus; U2 snRNP. The transcript is spliced from 2 exons. Lineage: Eukaryota; Fungi; Ascomycota; Taphrinomycetes; Taphrinales; Protomycetaceae. Gene Ontology annotation, biological process: mRNA splicing, via spliceosome. The record is from RefSeq and is a predicted model, not a curated record. The coding region runs from base 89 to 3649 and encodes 1186 amino acids. Gene Ontology annotation, molecular function: U2 snRNA binding; protein binding.